Molecule: messenger RNA, 1048 nt
Organism: Vicugna pacos (alpaca)
Lineage: Eukaryota; Metazoa; Chordata; Mammalia; Artiodactyla; Camelidae
Source: RefSeq, a predicted model, not a curated record
UAUCAAUAGCAGAGCAGUACCUUGCUUGGAGAACGCAGUGACAUCUCUGGCCCAGCUGGAGAACUCAGCUGCCAUUCAGAAGGCAGCCAACCACUACAGCAAGCAGAUGGCCCAGAGAGUUAGCUUCCCCACAGACACACUGCAGGAGCUGCUGGAGGAGCAUGUUGCCUGUGAGAGGGAAGCCACUGCAGUCUUCAUGGAGCACUCCUUCAAGGAUGACAAGCAGGAGUUCCAGAAGAAUCUUGUGGAAAUCAUAAAGAAUAAGAAAGAGGAUUUCUUGAUGCAGAAUGAAGAGACAUCAAUCAAAUACUGCCAGACUAAACUUGAUCAGCUUUCAAAGACACUAAUGGAAAGUAUCUCAGCAGGAACUUUCUCUGUUCCUGGAGGUCAUGAUCUCUACAGGAAAGCAAAGGAAAUUAUUGAAAGGGAAUAUCAUCAAGUGCCCAGGAAAGGAGUGAAGGCAAAUGAGGUCCUCCAGAGCUUUCUGCAGUCACAGGUGGCAAUAGAGAAAUCCAUCCUGCAGGCAGAUAAAUCCCUCACUGAUGGGGAGAAGGCCAUAGCAGAGGAGUGGGCCAGGAAGGAGACAGCUGAGAAAGAACAGGAGCUGCUGAAACAGAAACUGCAGGAGCAGCAGCAGCAGGUGGAGGCUCAGAAUAGGAGUCUCCAGGAACACAUAGACCAGCUGAUGGAGAAGCUGGUGAGGGAAAGAGAAAACCUGCUGAGAGAGCAGAGCAAGAUGUUGGAGCAUCAGCUGAAGGUCCAAGAAGAUCUGCAUACUGAAGGAUUUAGAAAGAAAUGUGAGGAGAUGAAUGCAGAGAUAAAUCGUUUGAGAAAGAGGAUUGUUGAUACUAAAAAUGAUGAUAGUACCUUGCUUGCACAAGCCUUGGACAACCUUGGCAAAAGAAUCACUUCAUUAUUGCCUGCCCCAGCUAACAUUCUUGGUAACGUUGUGAAAGGAGUUGGCUCAGUAUUUAAAAAGAAGUAGCUCUCCUUGUAAAGGAAUCAGAUAUAUAAUAUAUUAUACAUGUAUAUGCUCUGGCCUAUUUCU